Messenger RNA from Dracunculus medinensis (Guinea worm), 300 nucleotides. NCBI's taxonomy places the organism in Eukaryota, Metazoa, Nematoda, Chromadorea, Rhabditida, Dracunculidae. The record is from the annotation of a GenBank genome assembly.
AUGGCAAUGGAUGUAAUAAAGCAACGAGCGAGAUUGGUUAAGAAACUGAUUUCCGAUAUAAUGUACGUUCCAGCCGAAGAUUUAGAGAAGAAAUCUGAUAUCGUAGAAGAAAUGAUUGAAAGUAAAAAAAUAAAUGGAACAAACGAAAAUAACGAAACAUCACCAGUUGAAGAUAUCCAUUCGAUUACUGUUGGUAAUGUGAAGCAAGUGGCAAGUAAGCGAAGUUUUGAUUGGAUGACCAUAUUCGUUGAGUUGGUUGCGAAGAAAGUCCAUAGUUUUCUUUGUAGCAAUAGAAUGUAA